Molecule: messenger RNA, 4266 nt
Organism: Plasmopara halstedii
Lineage: Eukaryota; Oomycota; Peronosporomycetes; Peronosporales; Peronosporaceae
Product: Protein with predicted involvement in meiosis (GSG1)
Exons: 3
Coding region: 1-4266 (1421 amino acids)
Biological process (GO): endoplasmic reticulum to Golgi vesicle-mediated transport; protein localization to phagophore assembly site
Cellular component (GO): cytoplasmic vesicle; TRAPPIII protein complex; phagophore assembly site
Source: RefSeq, a predicted model, not a curated record
AUGGAAUCAGUCGAAAGCUGGGUGCAAGACACUUUCGCACCUGUGGUGCUUACGUGCUCUACGUCGGAAGCUGAACGCAUUGCGCGAAAGAACAACCUUUCGGUGGAUAAUCUACUGAACGGAUUUGCGCGCUUGAAUGACGCCGACACACCGCUGCGCUCUGUGACACAUCCGAUUCAGCUUGCAAGUUUCAAUUUUCGCUUCAUAGCGGCUAGUCAAUUCCGUGCUAUAAACAUUAACGACGCCUCCAAGCAUCUAAAUGCUACACUUAAGCGCCACCCACCACAGUGUAAAGCAAAAGCGGCCUCUGCAGUGGAGCUCGACAUUCCACGCGUCACCACCGUGAACGAAGUGGCCACGUAUCAACGCUUUAUUGGCGCGGAUGCCGACGCAGAAGGCAAUACCGACCCAAUGCCAUGGUAUCACUCUUUCAAAUAUACACUCAUGGAUACGUUUCGAUGUGAAGAAUAUAGCCUCUUAUCUCAUCCAGUAGCCAUGUUGGUGGUUGUGAGUUCCACAGACCCGAAUCCCCGCCACAGUUUCGAAGAAUUGACUGCGCCUAAAAAUCUUCCUCUGCCUUUUCAACAGGGAUUGUACGAUAUUGCAUUAGUGCCGAAGUAUUACGUUGUGUUACACGAUAUCGUCGAGACAACAGACACGGGGAUUGAUCCCGAAGCAAUCUUGACAAGUAUGAACAUUUCCACAAACAACGGAACAGUAUUAAGAAUCAACUCAUUGUCUGAGGUAAAAGCUACAGUAUUUUCACAAUUUGCGACCGCAUGGAUCGAUAAUCCGUACGUGAGACCCCCACUGUUUUUAGAGCAACCGGAGACAUUUCCGCUAGCAAGUGGAGCAGUAGGAGCAUUUUUAUCAAGUGAUGAUGUGAACCAUCUUAAAGCAUUUGUAAGAGAGUUUGGAUUGCGUUUUGUUUUGUCGUCGCUAGAAGGACGGAUAUAUCAGCUGAAUGAAAUUGUUUCUGCCAUGAAAAAAGGAGUGAAGAAUGUCUUUAAGUCGUGGCUACGUAAACCGAAAGAUUUGCGUAUGUCAAACGUCUCUGCUUCUGGAAACGUGUCUUACAAAAGCGACGCUAUUGAGUCACAGACGCGUCUUCUGGCCGAUACGGCCUUUCUUGUGAGAGAUUACGAGCUGGCGUUGCAAAUGUAUCGAUUAGUUCGAGAGGACUAUAAAUCGGACAAGUCGAUGUUUCACUGCGCCAAUGCAAACGAAAUGAUUGCGCUUUGCUUACUUGUUACUAAAGGAUCGCCCAUGCAGAUGACAAAUGCUUUGGACGCGGCCAAUGCAAUUUAUGCCAAGGCACCAUCCCCUUUGACCCAGCGUCUCGCUGUUCGGACAGCAGUAGUCGCUGGUGAGAUCUACCACGCGCUGAGCAAGUCAGGGCUUUUUACGGACUACAUGGACAGUGCGUCGGCUGCGCUUAUUCGUGGCUCGUCAAUGGAGCAGGGCAUUUGUGCCGCUGUUCUGAUGGAGCGUGCGGCUCUUUGUGAUCUGCGCGCGCGACUUCCAAAGUAUCGCAAGUUUGGCUUCCGAAUGGUGAUGGCUGGUCAUGUCUACAACUCUCUGGGGCAUGAGCAACACUCUGCAAGGUGCUACUCAUUGGCACGAGCCAUCUACGACUGUAGUGGGUGGUUUCUUGUCGAAGAUCAUAUAAACUUCAUGCUUGCGCAACAAGCUAGCAAGCUGGACGACCGCAUGGCCUCCAUUAUUCUAUUUCUCAAACUUAUAGUUACAGGCCGAAAUUCGGCUAGCCAGCAAGAAGCGAUGCUAUACGAUUUUGGUCUGAUUGUCAAGGACUAUUUGGCGACAGAACUUGCAGACGUAUUUUCGUCAUCAUCAUUCUCUCACGGAAGUCCUGUAUUAAUCACGAGCGGUGAUGGUAGCGUCAAGAAACUAUUGGUUAGAGAUUUGCGCAUGCCUGAGCUGGACGAAAAGUCGACAGUUGUGUUUGCUGCGACCAAUGCGGUUGGAAUUGAUAGAACGAUCGAUGGUAACCAGUCAGAAAAGGAGAUGUGGCAAAACCUCUAUGACAUUCUUGACAAACAAAAUCGUCUGCAUCAAUAUGUGACGUCAAGCAGCAAUGACGACACCAAGAGUUGGUUUGUGCCUUCUCAUCUCUAUGCUGGUUAUCGCAAUAAAAAAAAUGUGGAGAUUCUAAAGCCAGAAAAUUACGUGUUAGGAGAGCAGAUCUAUGUUGAGUUUGUAAUGAAGAAUGCCCUAUCGUGUGCGGUUGACGUCGAGGACAUUCAUUUGUUUGGAAUGUUUGAGACAGCGGGUGACGGCAAAGACGUGUUUGACGUCCCUGAGAGCGUGGAGUCUAGUAAGCAGCGUGUUGUGAUUAAUAGUGUGAACCUUCAACUUCUACCUUGUAGCGAGGAACGUGUCCGCCUAGCCGUAUGUCCGCAAACAUGUGGAAAGCUUAUCCUGACUGGCGUUCGGUGGUCGAUAUGCGGUGGUGAUGUCCAAGGCGAGCACGCAUUCGACAUUCCUGGGCCCCUAUUGCAAGAUACACGAGCACAUCGUGAAAGUCGAGCUCGUGCCCCAAACAUGAGUCUAAUCGCGAAUGUUGUCGAGUCUAUGCCAUGGCUUGGGGUGGAAAUUGAAGAUAAUACCGCAGAACAUUUUGUUGGCGAGCUGAUCAAGCUAAAAGUUUCUCUUAUUAAUUCAGGUACUGCACCUUUAGGUGGCCUGCAAGUCUGCUGUGCCGAUUUGCAACUUUGCGCAUCUAAAUCAGGGGCGGUUGAAGAUUUGUGCGGGUACAUUGGUGCGAAUGGAAAUGUUUUGGACUUAAGCGCGAUCAUUCUUGCUCCAGGAGAACGAAAAGAUGUUAUCAUGUGGGCACGAGGUGCAGUACCUGGGCGAAAUAAUGCGGCCCUUCUAUUUAAAUAUACGACUCUAGUCAUCAGCUCUAAGCCCAUACUUUCGCGCACAGUAAAGAUCAUGCUAGCCCUAGACUUGCUCCCGUGCAUCGACGUUUCUUACACGAUCGAGCCAAGUUUUUGUGCAACGGGCGAAUACAUUCUUGGAAUUACCGUGGCAAACCAGCGACAGCACCAUCAGAACAGACGGGGAACUCUUGACGAGAUGGUCCAUCUGGAAGAGCUUAUUUGUGUAAGCAGCUCCUGGGCUGUUGAGAAAUUAAAUCAAAUGUCAUUUCAAACUUUUACCGAGGUACGAGAUUCGCUGCAUCUUGGCUAUUCUGAAGCCAGUACAAGUUACUUUCGCGUGGUGCGUCGACACAAUGAUUCUGCGGCAGAAAAAUAUAAAUCAUGCAAGUUACCUCUCAGUACUAAACAAAAUGGGGUUGAAAUUUCGGCGACGUUGCCGGUUGAACAAUUUUUGUGCUUAGAACAUGCUGCACAGCUUGCCCGUGCUGAUAGCACCGGGAAUGGUGAUGGUGUCGACGGUAAACGUGGUGGCGGCUUUCGCACAAUCCAAAGUGUUCGACGAGAAAAUAAGGCGCUCAAAAAUAUUGCGGAAGACGGCGGCAAUGAUGAUAAAACGCAGCAAGAGCCGCAGCCGCAGCCUACAUCGAAAGACGCGCUGCUUUUUCACUCAAAUGCCGAUGGCCACCUAAUCCUUGUUUGGUCGACAAAAAAAUACGCAAAUCACAGUGGAAACGAAGAUGCAGAGCAGCAUUAUCAAGCAAUUGGUCAGGAAAAUAUUCCCUCGGUCAAAAUUCGCCCACCAACGCACGAGACUUCAUCAUGCCCUUUAACUGUGACGCUAAGUUACAAGGAUUCAAUCAACUUGCAGAGAUCCACCAGUCCGGAGCUCAGCAUCGCGGAGCUAAAUAUCUUCAUGCAAGUCUGCAACGAUGCAGCGCGGGGUUCAAGACCUCUGGAUGUGACGGUUGAAAUGCUUCAUCCCGAAGAAGCUCAAAGUUCAGUUCCAGCUGAGUCGUCGCUUACUAAGCUUUACUCGGUCUCUCAUUCCGGUGCCUUUCCUCCUCAUGGUUCACCGCCGUGUUUUUUCUGGACCGGUAUCACUAAGAAAAGGAUUGCGCGAUUUUCAGCAAACACCCAACUUACAAUCAAGCUGAAGGCAUGCUUCAUUGCAGCGGGCAUCUACAACUUGAAUCGCCUCCGGUUCGUAGUGCAGCCUACUACGCCCGGACAGCCAGUUAGUGUGUUCAUGCUUCCUGCUGAAUAUCUUGUUGCUAUGAAUGAUGUCAAAGUCAUCGACGUUAGAACUUGGCGUCUUCGCUGUAUUCUUCACGAUGAAUACUAUCGUCCAUCGAUCUCAAGAUAA